Messenger RNA from Zea mays, 1640 nucleotides. RefSeq lists its product as uncharacterized. Gene Ontology annotation, biological process: polysaccharide catabolic process. The record is from RefSeq and is marked provisional. NCBI's taxonomy places the organism in Eukaryota, Viridiplantae, Streptophyta, Magnoliopsida, Poales, Poaceae. Gene Ontology annotation, molecular function: mannan endo-1,4-beta-mannosidase activity.
CCAUAUUUGCAUUCUUCACCCUCGCUUCACGUCACCACCAUUGCCAUCCAAGAACAAAUUAAGCGGGACACUGGAAACAAAGAGAGACAUGGGCCUUCGCGGCGGAGCUCUUGCCCUGCUUCUGCUCCUGUUCGUCCACGGAGGCCAGCGAGCAGCAGAGGCCGGCGGGGACGCGUUCGUGAGGGUCCAGGGCACCCGCUUCGUGCAGGACGGCAAGCCGUUCUUCGCCAACGGGUUCAACGCCUACUGGCUCAUGACAUUCGGCGCCGACCCCGCGCGGAGGGGCAAGGUCACCUCGGCGCUCAGCCAGGCCGCCGGCGCCGGCCUCUCCGUGGCCAGGACGUGGGCGUUCAGCGACGGCGGCGGCGGCGGCGGCAGCGCGCUGCAGUACUCUCCCGGCCGCUACAACGAGAACACCUUCCAGGGGCUGGAUUUCGUGCUGUCUGAGGCAAGGAAGCAUGGGAUUAAGAUGAUUCUGAGCCUCGUGAACAAUUACGACAGCUUUGGAGGGAGGAAGCAGUACGUGCAGUGGGCGAGGGAGCGGGGGCAGACCAUUGGAUCUGACGAUGAGUUCUUCACUAACCCCUUUGUAAAGGGCAUCUACAAGAACCAUAUCAAGGCCGUUCUGACGAGGGUGAACACGAUCACCGGCGUGGCAUACAAGGACGACCCGACGAUCAUGGCGUGGGAGCUGAUGAACGAGCCGCGUUGCCAGUCCGACGUGUCGGGCCACGCCAUCCAGUCGUGGAUCACGGAGAUGGCGGCGCACGUGAAGUCCAUCGACGGGAACCACCUGCUGGAGGCCGGCCUGGAGGGCUUCUACGGCGCGUCGUCGGCCCGCAGGUCCGCGAACCCGUCGGGGUACCAGGUGGGCACCGACUUCAUCGCCAACAACCGGGCGCCCGGGAUCGACUUCGCCACCGUGCACUCGUACCCGGACCAGUGGCUGGGCGGCCUGGACGCGCAGGCGCAGCUGCGGUUCCUGGGCGCCUGGCUCGACGCCCACAUCGCCGACGCGCGGGCGGUGCUGCGCAAGCCGCUGCUGGUGGCCGAGUUCGGCGAGUCGCGCCACGACCCGGGCUACAGCGGCGGCCAACGCGACGCGGUGUUCGGCACGGUGUACGCCAGGGUCUACGACUCGGCGCGCGCCGGAGGCCCCGCGGCGGGCGCGCUCUUCUGGCAGCUCCUGGCGGAGGGGAUGGACUCCUACGGGGACGGCUACGAGGUCGUCCUCCCGCAGGCGCCGUCCACCGCCGGAGUCAUCGCCACGCAGAGCCGGAGGCUGCAGGGCCUCGCCAGGGCGUUCGUGCGCGCGCGCAAGGCCCACCAGGGGAAGGCGGGCAAGGGCGCUAAGGGUGGCGGCAACUGAAAGUGGGGUGAAACGUGUGUGGCGAGAUCAAGAAGAGUGUGUGUGUGUAUGCGUCGAUGUCUCCUCGAGAUGAUUUGAAGAUUCAUCCGGGAGCCAAGAGUUACUUCUACAUACUAUCUAGCGUUGUCCUCCAUGUUUUAUUAUUUAGAGGACUUGCGUUUAGUUCCUGUGUGGAUCACGAUAGUCGAGAUGAGCGAAGUUAUAUGCAAAAGUCGUGGACUCGUGGGGGGAGCAACUCUACAAUCUCGAGACCUUUGUUGGUUUGUUCGCC